Messenger RNA from Fusarium pseudograminearum CS3096, 1221 nucleotides. RefSeq lists its product as uncharacterized. Gene Ontology annotation, biological process: magnesium ion transport. Gene Ontology annotation, molecular function: magnesium ion transmembrane transporter activity. Bases 1 to 1221 code for a protein of 406 amino acids. The record is from RefSeq and is a predicted model, not a curated record. Lineage: Eukaryota; Fungi; Ascomycota; Sordariomycetes; Hypocreales; Nectriaceae. The transcript has 7 exons. Gene Ontology annotation, cellular component: membrane.
AUGAUUGAAGACAAGUAUAUUGGUCUGGCUCUUGCCAUGACAUCGGCCCUCGCCAUUGGAACAAGUUUUGUUAUCACAAAAAAGGGAUUGAUCCAAGCAGAAGAGAGACAUGGCUUUGAAGGCGACGGGUUUGUGUAUCUCAAAAAUCCCCUGUGGUGGGCCGGUAUCGCGACUCUUGCUCUCGGAGAAAUUUGCAACUUUGCCGCAUACGCUUUCGCCCCUGCUAUCCUCGUUACUCCCCUAGGAGCUCUCAGUGUGCUCAUCGGUGCCGUUCUUGGCUCCUAUUUCCUCAAAGAAGAACUUGGCACACUGGGCAAGCUCGGCAGUGCUAUAUGCCUAAUUGGUGCCGUUAUCAUUGUGCUUCACGCGCCUCCAGAUGAGGAGAUUGAGACUGUCGACGAGAUUCUGCAUUUGGCCAUCCAGCCAGGUUUCCUUCUCUACGCCUUCGCCGUCGUUGGGUUCGCCGUCUUUAUGAUCUACAGAAUUGCGCCCAGAUAUGGCAAGAAGAACGCUCUCAUUUACCUUUCCAUUUGUUCUACCGUUGGAUCCAUUUCUGUCAUGUCUGUCAAGGCUUUUGGUAUUGCGCUAAAGCUCACCUUUGCUGGCCACAACCAGUUCAGCCAUCCUUCGACUUAUGUUUUCAUGAUCUUGACAGCGGUCUGCAUUCUGACACAGAUGAAUUACUUCAACAAAGCUCUUGCUAACUUCCCUACGAACAUCGUUAACCCUCUGUACUACGUGACCUUUACGACAGCGACCCUUUGCGCUUCUUUCAUUCUUUUUACCGGCUUCAACACAAACGAUCCUGUCAAUACUCUCUCAUUGCUCUGCGGAUUCUUGGUCACCUUCACUGGUGUCUAUCUCCUGAACCUGUCGAGAGGUGACCCCCAUGGUCAGAGACUGAGCGCAGGCCGAGGAGGAAGCGACGCUACCGGCACCGAUAUGGUAUCUGGUCUGCAAACUCGUCUGAGCAUGCAAGCCAGGAGAAGCGGCGAUCCUUCCCGACACAGCAUCAGCAGCCAGCGUGGAGAUCGUGAGGGCUUGAUCCGGGCAUACGAUGAGGAGGAGGCUGCUGGCUUCGCUCUGACCGACCUGGCUGAUGAUAGCGACGACAGCGACGACGACCUGCGACGCACUAAUGGCAACGGCAACGGCAACGGCAAGGCAACUUACGACAACAGCAUCGAACUCGACAAUCGCCACAAAUCAGGCGACCGAUGA